Messenger RNA from Colossoma macropomum (tambaqui), 3009 nucleotides. RefSeq names its product BR serine/threonine kinase 2b (gene brsk2b). The coding region runs from base 193 to 2802 and encodes 869 amino acids. Gene Ontology annotation, molecular function: tau-protein kinase activity; ATP binding; protein serine/threonine kinase activity. Gene Ontology annotation, cellular component: cytoplasm. The transcript has 19 exons. Gene Ontology annotation, biological process: microtubule cytoskeleton organization; protein phosphorylation; intracellular signal transduction. The record is from RefSeq and is a predicted model, not a curated record. NCBI's taxonomy places the organism in Eukaryota, Metazoa, Chordata, Actinopteri, Characiformes, Serrasalmidae.
GAGAGAGAGAGCGAGUUAGAGAGAGAGAGAGAGCCCCACCGACCCUCGAGCGACCGUGGUGAGGAGGCAGCGACUGGAGGAGCAAAAGCUGGGCGGGGGAGAGCAACUGCAGAAAUAAGAGAUCCCAAAAACAUUGCUGAAUUUCCAGCAAUUCACCUUUAAAGAGAAGACAGAAGAAAGAGAAAUAAUACAAUGUCCUCAACGGGUAAAGACAACAGCGCCCAGCACGCCAAUUACGUGGGACCGUACCGCCUGGAAAAGACGCUUGGAAAGGGACAGACAGGCUUGGUGAAGUUGGGAGUCCAUUGCGUCACAUGUCAGAAAGUUGCCAUAAAGAUCGUGAACCGGGAGAAACUCAGCGAAUCAGUAUUGAUGAAGGUGGAGAGGGAAAUAGCCAUUCUGAAGCUCAUAGAACAUCCUCAUGUAUUGAAGUUGCACGACGUCUAUGAAAACAAGAAAUAUUUAUAUUUGGUUCUAGAGCACGUGUCAGGUGGUGAGCUGUUUGAUUAUCUGGUAAAGAAGGGCAGGUUAACACCCAAAGAAGCCCGAAAGUUCUUCAGACAGAUCAUCUCCGCACUGGACUUCUGCCACAGUCAUUCAAUAUGCCACAGAGACCUGAAACCAGAGAACCUGCUGCUGGAUGAGAAGAACAACAUUAGGAUAGCAGACUUUGGAAUGGCUUCUCUGCAGGUUGGAGAUAGUCUCUUGGAAACUAGCUGUGGUUCUCCGCACUAUGCCUGCCCAGAGGUGAUUAGGGGGGAGAAGUAUGAUGGCAGGAAAGCAGAUGUUUGGAGCUGUGGGGUCAUUCUCUUUGCACUUUUAGUGGGUGCUCUGCCGUUCGACGACGACAACCUGAGGAACCUUCUGGAGAAGGUGAAGUUGGGAGUGUUCCACAUGCCUCACUUCAUCCCUCCAGACUGCCAGAACCUGCUGAGGGGCAUGAUCGAAGUGGACGCAGCCAAAAGACUCACGUUAGAACAGAUACAGAAGCACACGUGGUACAUAGGGGGAAAGAACGAGCCGGAACCGGAGCAGCCCGUCCCGCGGAAAGUGGCUAUCCGGACGCUGCCCUCGGCCGAGGACAUCGACCCGGACGUGCUGGAGAGCAUGCACUCGCUCGGCUGCUUCCGGGAUAAAAACAAACUGAUGAAGGACCUGCUGUCGGACGAUGACAACCAAGAGAAGAUGAUCUAUUUCCUGCUGCUGGACCGUAAGGAGAGGUAUCCCAGUCAUGAGGACCAGAACCUGCCCCCCCGCAACGAGAUCGACCCUCCCAGGAAGCGGGUGGACUCUCCGCUGCUGACCAGGCACAACAAGAGGAGGCCGGAGCGCAAGUCGAUGGAGGUGCUAAGUGUGACUGAGGGAGGCUCUCCUGUACCUGUCCGACGAGCCAUCGACAUGACCCAACAUGGACAGAGGUCACGGUCCAUCAGUGGAGCCUCAUCUGGUUUGUCCACCAGCCCACUCAGCAGUCCACGGCCCGUGCGGCGCUUUUUCGUCCCCCCACAAUCCUCGGAGCUCACGCAGUCGCCCAACCACAGCCCCACCCACUCGCCCCGGGCCAACGGCACAGGCCCCCACCCGCCCAAUGCCUUCCAGCCAAAGACAGGAGCCCUACAGCCCAAUAACAAAACUCAGACCCUUCCAGCAAAGCCCAAAGUCUCAGAAAAGCCCCUCCAGAGCACCAGGUCCAACCCCCUCCCCAACACCACGCCUACACCUUCAACUGCCAAAUCUGAGCCCUCGACGCCCUCCACGCCCACCCAUCACCUCCCUCCACCCGUCCCCAACAGCCCGAAGGUGCGCAGGCCGCCCCUCACUGUACCCCCCAAGCUCUCCAUCCCUCUUUCUCAGGCUCCGCCCCUCUCGCCUAUCCGGCUACACCACCACCACCUGCACCCGCUGGCCGGGACUGACCACAACGGCAAAUCUAUCCCCACUGUACAGGUCACUCCCCACCCUUCCCCCCGGGGCAGCCCCCUCCCGACCCCCAAAGGGACACCUGUGCACACGCCCAAGGAGAGCCCAGCCGGGACCCCCAGCCCCACGCCACCCCCCAGCCCCUCCAUCGGGGGCAUGCCCUGGAGGACACGCCUCAACUCCAUCAAGAACAGCUUCCUCGGCUCACCGCGGUUCCACCGCAGGAAACUGCAAGUACCCACACAAGAGGAAAUGUCCAGCCUAACACCGGAGUCUUCCCCCGAACUUGCCAAAAAGUCUUGGUUUGGUAAUUUCAUUAAUUUGGAGAAAGAGGAGCAGAUCUUCGUGGUGAUCCAGGACAAACCUCUGAGCUCAAUCAAAGCGGACAUUGUCCACGCCUUUCUCUCAAUCCCCAGCCUCAGCCACAGUGUGGUGUCCCAGACGAGUUUCCGGGCCGAGUACAAGUCCACCGCCGGCCCCACCGUCUUCCAGAAACCCGUCAAGUUCCAGGUGGACAUCACCUACACGGAGAGCACAUCGGCCACCAAGGAGAACGGCAUCUACUCCGUCACCUUCACCCUGCUCUCAGGUCCCAGCCGACGCUUCAAACGAGUGGUGGAGACGAUUCAGGCUCAGUUGUUAAGUACACACGAGCAGCCCGCCGUUCAGCAGCUGUCUGGCAGCCCAUUGAGUAGCUUCUUUGACGUAAUUAAACAGCUCUUUUCAGACGAGAAGAACGGGCAGGUGCCCCACGCCGCGGGCACGCCCAAGCACGGUGCCAGCAGCAAGAAACACGAGUCCGACUCUAAUACCUCCAAAUGCCCGUCGGGCAAAGACAAAGCCAAGGUGGCACCAUCAGUUGGGACACAGGAGCAACCUUAAGACCCAGGAGUGUUAGUAGAUCACCAGAUUUAAAUAUAUAGUACAACGUAGAUGAAGCUUUUGACUCGAGCUCUGGCUCAACUGUAAAAGACGCUCAAGAAACUUUUAUACGCUGGAAUGAUUACUGCAGUAGAGUAUUACACCAGUGCAUUCUCUCCACCAGGCACAGACACACUCCUCCCUUCUUUAACCAGGUGUCUUAUUGCU